Molecule: messenger RNA, 6049 nt
Organism: Salvelinus fontinalis (brook trout)
Lineage: Eukaryota; Metazoa; Chordata; Actinopteri; Salmoniformes; Salmonidae
Product: E3 ubiquitin-protein ligase TRIM37-like
Exons: 25
Coding region: 497-3370 (957 amino acids)
Biological process (GO): negative regulation of centriole replication; protein autoubiquitination
Cellular component (GO): peroxisome; aggresome
Molecular function (GO): tumor necrosis factor receptor binding; zinc ion binding; ubiquitin protein ligase binding
Source: RefSeq, a predicted model, not a curated record
UUACAUUGGUUUAAGCAAUAUCCGAAGAGCUCGCGAUAAACAGGGGAAUGGUCUCCAAUGGUGAUAUGUAGCUGCAGCAGAUGAUAUAGCCUGCAUCAUGGAAGAAAUAUGAAUAGUCACGGAUUGCAAAAACGAUGUCUAGUCUUGCGUUCAAAUGUAUCAUUGAAUGAAGCCUGCAUUUACUGUAUGAAUUCGAUAUUUACAGCUGAGGAAAUUUAGCUGCUAGCUAGGUCAAGUAAGCUCGAUACUAAUUAGUUUAUUAGUCAGUGGAUGUUAGGAAUCAGGCUAGCUGACGCUAACUAGCAAGCUAGUUAACCAAUUCCACCCAUCCAAAAUAAUAGUGGAACUUCGGCGUGUAUCUUCAGCGCGGUUAUCAAUGCCUUUUUGAAGAAAGAAGAAAUAGCUAAGCCAGUUAGCUAUCUAGCAAGCAUAUGAGAAGGUAUUGAUUGAGAUUUCACCAAAUUUCCUCCACUUGAAGAAAACUGAACUAGCUGAGAUGGAUGAACAAAGUGUUGAGAGUAUUGCGGAGGUGUUUCGUUGUUUCAUCUGUAUGGAGAAGCUGCGGGACGCUCGGCUCUGCCCCCACUGCUCCAAACUCUGCUGUUUCAGCUGCAUACGGCGCUGGUUGACUGAGCAGAGAGCCCAAUGCCCACACUGUCGGGCACCACUGCAGCUGCGGGAGCUGGUGAACUGCCGUUGGGUUGAGGAAGUUACUCAGCAGCUGGACACCCUGCAGCUCUGCAACCUCUCCAAACACGAGGAGAACGACAAGGACAAGUGUGAGAACCACCAUGAGAAGCUCAGUGUGUUCUGCUGGACCUGUAAGAAGUGCAUUUGCCACCAGUGUGCUCUGUGGGGAGGCAUGCAUGGCGGCCACACCUUCAAGCCUCUGGCUGAGAUCUAUGAGCAGCACGUGACCAAGGUGAACGAGGAGGUGGCCAAGCUCCGCCGACGCCUCAUGGAACUUAUCAGCCUGGUGCAGGAAGUGGAGAGGAAUGUGGAAGCAGUGCGAGGGGCCAAGGACGAGCGAGUGCGAGAGAUCCGUAAUGCAGUGGAGAUGAUGAUCGCCCGUCUGGACAACCAGCUCAAGAACAAACUCCUCACCCUCAUGGGUCAGAAGACCUCCCUCACCCAGGAGACUGAGCUACUGGAGUCUCUCCUACAAGAGGUGGAACAUCAGCUGCGCUCCUGCAGUAAGAGCGAGUUGAUCUCCAAGAGCCCAGAGAUCCUGCUCAUGUUCCAGCAGGUUCACCGCAAGCCCAUGCAGUCGUUUGUUACCACCCCAGUCCCCCCAGACUUCACCAGUGAGCUGGUUCCUGCCUAUGACUCAAGCACUUUCGUUCUGGCAAACUUCAGCACCCUGAGACAGAGGGCAGAUCCUGUCUACAGCCCACCACUCCAGAUAUCUGGCCUCUGCUGGAGACUCAAGGUUUACCCAGAUGGCAACGGUGUGGUGCGUGGCAAUUACCUGUCAGUUUUCUUGGAACUGUCUGCAGGACUCCCUGAAACGUCGAAGUACGAGUACCGCGUGGAGAUGGUCCACCAGGCCUCCAGCGACCCCACUAAGAACAUCAUCAGGGAGUUUGCAUCAGACUUUGAGGUGGGGGAGUGCUGGGGAUACAACCGCUUCUUCAGACUGGACCUGCUGGCCAGUGAGGGCUACCUCAACAUGCAGACUGACACUCUAGUCCUCAGGUACCAGGUGCGUUCGCCCACCUUCUUCCAGAAGUGCAGAGACCAAUACUGGUACAUCAGCCAGCUGGAGUCAGCCCAGUCCAGCUACAUCCAGCAGAUCAACAAUCUCAAAGAGAGGCUGGCCAUUGAGCUGAUCUGUAGGCAGCAGUCUCGCAGCUCGUCCCCUCCUAACCGGCGCCUGGGCCCCUCGACCUCGGAGAGAGACUCACGCUCAGGGAAAGGCCCCGUAGCUGAGGACAGCUGCCAGACCACUGAGACCAAAGAGGAAGAGGAGGAGGAGGAAGAGAAGACUCAGCACGAUGACUCCAAUGAGCUGUCUGACGGGGAUUUGGAGGUGGACUGUCUGACGGGGGAUGAGGAGGUGAACCCUCUGGACGGCAGCAGCACCUCUGGCAGCUCCACGGCAACCAGCAACACCGAGGAGAACGACAUUGACGAGGAGACCAUGUCUGGGGAGAAUGACGUGGAGUUCAGUAGGAACCUGGAGAUGGAGGAGGGAGAACUGCCUGCCGAUGUGGCAGGAGCAGCAGGAAGCUCUAACCCCGGGGCCAGGUGUCUGAGGCGUAGUGGUGGUCUCUCCUCCGCUGGCAGCAACAACAGUUUGCUAGAAAUCGACCCCGUCAUCCUCAUCCAGCUACUGGAUCUGAAGGAGCGCAGCAGUGUGGAGUCACUGUGGGGCCUUCAACCCAGACCCCCUGCCUCCCUGCUGCACAGCCAAGUCCAAGUCCACUCCAGGAAGGAGCGGGGUGAGCGCAGGCCUCAGACAGUGCGGCGGGGAGCCCCAGACUCUGGGGUCCUGAUUCGGCUCAAGGCACAGAUGGCCGAGGUGCGCAGUAAGAUGUCGGAUGUCAAGUGUCAGCUGGAGGCACGGGGGGAGACCAAGGCAGGGCCCUCCGGCAGGGCCACAGGGGUGGAGCAGGGGCCCUCUUACCACUCAGAGCUAGGGCCCAGCAGGAAGGCCAUAGAGCUAGAUCUGAUGGGGAAAGGACCCGGGGUCUCCAGACACUGUCGCUCUGGAGGGAAGAAGGCCUCAUCCCCCAAGCAGGAUGGGAGCAGGCUGGGCCUAAGGAGGGCUGCAGACGUAGUUGAGAAGGAGCUGAGAGGCCAGAGCGGUGGAGAGUCGUCCAGCGACCAAAGCCUCUUUCCCAGGGGCACCUCCAACGGAUCAGAGGGAGCCCUGAAGCCACGCAGCGCCCACAGCUCCCCUCCCUACCUGGGCAGCUCGUCGUCCUGCUCCGAAAACAAACCCUGCAGCUCCAAACACGACCAGGAGCAGCUCUAUGGGUCCGACCUGUACGCUCUGGAGUUCCUCAGCGGCAUCUCCACCGCCACCAUGACACGAUCCAGGACCAAACCCAUAGGGGCCGGCCUGCUGACGGACAGCUCUCUGGACUGUGACUCGGAGCCGGCUGAGAUCCGCCAGUCACUGCUCUCCCUGGCAGAGGAACCCUCUUCAUGCCCCAACGAAGGUCAUGUUGUCCAGAAGCGGACGGUGGUACUGCUGCCAGGUAUGAGUAGUGAUAGUGAGAUCGACUGUGACACAGAGAACGAGGACGAGGUGGUGGUCCUGGAGGCUGGAGAUUGUCGCUACGACACCCCGGCACUGCCCUGCGCAGGGGACCAGUUGAUCUCUGAUGACCUAAGCUUCACCACAGGAGAGACCACAGAGAGGUGAUUUCCCCUCCAAUUUGGACACCACAGCCAGUCUAAACAGUGGCAAUAUCCAUGUGGGAACUGCAUCGUAGUGUAUUUAACUUUAAUGCACAUGAGCAUUUGUGUAGACACUUGCAUGCACUCAUUCUAGUCACUGACAACCCAAAUGCUACGAGAAUGCUACAACUCACUAAAUAAGCACCUUGAUGAUGACGACUAACUGCAAAAUGUGUCACAAUAUAUUUGGUCACAGUCAUUCAUUUUUUCAUUUAAAUGUACAUUUUAUGAUAUAUGAGUUUAUGGGGCGAUGAACAAUAUAUCUGCGAGAGACAUAUUCCUGUCAGUGUGAAAUAAAAUAGGAAGUUAUAAUAUGUAACUAAUGAGGUCAUGGUUGACAUUUGCAAUGUCUACAUACUCAGAUUGGGCUUUGGUCUGGUCAUUAUGAGCUAAGGUGAAUUUUUAGAAAGAAGCAGGGGGCACCUGCUUCACAACAGAAAGAGAACAUCAAAAGCUCUCUGCCUUUCUGAUUCAAUGAGGUGCUAUUGAUGUAUUUGUGUGGAGGAGCACAGUCAGGCAGGUAUCACACAGUGCUGUAAUGAACACUCAAUUCUGGUUAACAGUCUAAACAAAUGCCUUGAAAUGAAGUGGACACAUUUACAACCUUAAUUCCUGUAUCAACAUCGCUUAAAACGUGUUAGGAACCCUUUAUUUAAACUGAAGGAAAGGCAGGGAUGAAACACGAGGAAAAAUUGCCCAAAGUCCCCUCUGUGUAAAUCUUGUUAAUUUAAACUACUGUAUUUCAUCAACUUCUCCCGUUAGAUUGGAGUUGCUUUCCCCCCAGUAAAUCGUUCAUAACAAAAACCAGUUUUGCUGCUGUGUAGACAGACAUUGAAGAGUGGAUCAAUGGUACGUCCUCUGGCCUGUGUAAAAGAUUGCUACAUUUUGAAUUAGUAUUGAGUGAAUUCUUAGUAAGGGAAAUGACUCUUGCUCACAGUAUUGAGUGGAUUCUGACUGAAUUGAUUAUUAACAAUUCUUGAUUGACGGUCUGGGCUUCAAGUGCUCGUUGCCCUUGUCUCUUCGUUGCACAUCAAAGCUGACAUACAUUAUUCGUACAUACAGGGUUCUUUCUUUCAUGAAGAAGUGUUUUCUGCAGCUCUUGUCAAGAUGAGCUCUGUAACAUAGGCGCAUGUGUAGGUGUUGUUUUGAGUUUUCUUCCCUGAUUGCAUUUGUGUCCACACUGUAAUUUCCAUCUUCACUCUUUUCCUGUGCUGUGUGAGCAACUCCUCCCAGUUCUGCUUGACUUAGAAAAAUGGGUCCAUACAUAUUCACCGGUUUUGACUUCUAUGAAGCAGAUGCAACUCAGUGGAUUCCUUUCCCUGUUCAAACAUGGUCUUAAAUGGAUUCAAAUGUUACAUUCCAUCUUCUUGGGUCUAGAUUGAUUUUAUUUGACUGAGUUAAUUAUUAGCAAAAAUUGGUUUGACUGAGACGUGUGUAAGUGUUUGUUUUGUACAAAGACUCCCCAAUAAUGAUGUGAAUAUUUUUCUUUAAAGUAUUUAAUUGGACCAAUUACCUUUUGAAUUUUUUCCUUUUUGCCCAUCAGAGGGUGCCAUUUCUGCCUUAAAGUUUAGCUUUGCUCUGUGACCGUGGACCAUUUUUCUUUACACAGUAGAAUUUUAUUGCUUUCAACCCUUAAAAUGAAUCUAAAGACCACACUAGCGACCACAUGGACAUCAUAAUAGAAACUGUAGUUGCUUUUUGCACCAUGGAGAACAAUGAACACUGACAGACGUUCAUUGAAAAAAGUGGUGACCCAAACCGAAUCUGUAAACAUUUCGAGAUGUCUCAAAGUAUACUAAUGUGCUUUGACUAAUAAGGAAAUAUAUUCUUAAUGCCUGAGUGGAGAGCUGAGUGGUUAACGCUGUUAAUAUCUUCCUAUGUCAGCUAUAGGAUGCCUGACGCUAAACCCACAGCUGCACAUCUUCCUAAUGUUCCAUCGUGUGCCUAAAAUCACAUGGCUUUAAUAGGGUUGAACAGGCAGACAGUGUGGAAAAUAUGCGUAAAACCUCUUGUGCCCUUGAAAGGGUGUUUGUAUAUACAGCUCGAGACUCAUCCUGAUAUGGUCUUAUUGUGUCUAUAUCGAUUUCUGUGUUGUGUGUGUGUAUACACUGCACACUUCUGUUACUUCCCAGGUUUGAGGUGUGUGUGUGUGUGUGUACACUGCACAAUUCUGUUACUGCCCAGGUUUGAGAUGUAUGUGUGUGUGUACACUGCACAUUUCUGUUACUGCCCAGGUUUGAGAUGUAUGUGUGUGUGUACACUGCACAUUUCUGUUACUGCCCAGGUUUGAGGUGUGUAUACACUGCACAUUUCUGUUACUGCCCAGGUUUGAGAUGUAUGUGUGUGUGUACACUGCACAUUUCUGUUACUGCCCAGGUUUGAGAUGUAUGUGUGUGUGUACACUGCACAUUUCUGUUACUGCCCAGGUUUGAGAUGUAUGUGAGUGUUGGGCUGGUUGAGGAAAGGAGCUAGAAAGAAGGUGAUUAGAUGUUUUUGAGUGUACAUGCUUUCCUUGUGUCUGAGUGUUUUAUUUUGUAUUGUCCCAGAAUGCAGUGGGAAUUUAUGUUGGGAAUGUCUUUUUAUUCAUUUUUUGUACUUAUAUAAUAUGACAUGAACAAAUUAAAAUAUUGUUUGGUUUCUUGAA